AGUCAUUUAACUAUUAGUCAACAAACAAACUCGUCGAAAAACUUACAGCUUUGAGGAAAAUCCCUUACUCACGGUUUUAAUUACUCAUUUAAGAAGUUAUCUACUACUAGAAGUAAGAAAGAUGUUCAAGCAGGAGCAAGAUAGUCCCAACUCGGAGUCAAAAAUUAUUGUGGCGUCAAUUUUGUCCUCCAUGGCGUCAGGUGGAGUCCCUUCUACGUCAUGUGUCACUCCAACGUCAAGCAUAAGCAACCUGUUUCAGAGUAAUAUUCUGACAGGCACAACCCCAACUCUCACCCCAACAACUCUGGCUUCAAUAGAGCAAAGUUUUGUUGAACUCCAAAGUAUUCCUCAUUCAACAGAGGCCCAAGAUUUGACAAAGCAAAGCGGUUUCGCACCCCCAAUUGUAAACAGAGAACCUAUGGUUGUCUCUCAACACAUUCAAAAUGGUAUGGAAAGCGAUGACAGCACAACCUAUAGUGAUCCAGAGUGGGCCCCUUCAUCAGCCAAACGAUUGAGAACUAACAGAUCAGGAGGUAGUAAUGCAUCGUCUAUAACUUCUUCUCCUAAUCCAAAUAUUAAUGAAGAAGACAGUACUCAAUAUCUAUUGAGCGCUCGUGGUAAAGGUCCGAGAAGACACACAGGGCCAAGACCUAAACGCUUAGAGAAGCUAACUUCCGAAGAGGAAGAAAAAAGAAAAGUUAGAAGAGAGCGUAAUAAAUUGGCAGCUGCAAAAUGUAGACAAAGGGUUGUUAAGAUGACUAACGAUCUAGUUGGCGAAACAGAACAACUGGAAGAGCAGAAUGCGACUUUAGAAAGUGAGAUUGAUAAAUUAGAGCAACAAAAAGGGCAACUAGAAUUCUUAUUGGAACUACACGAAAAUUCUGAGGCCUGUUUGAAAAACAAAAGCGUUAAAAUUGAAGCAAGUAACCGGCCAUCAUCCCUUCCACUACAAAACAACCCAGUUUCAACACAUGACGUUAUAACGCCAUCCCGUUACAUUUUAAAUACACCAAGUGGAAUAGAAACUCUAGCCGAUAUACACACCGGCCUGACACCAUGUUCAACGCAAGCUCAGAGGUCUGAUAGUUCUGGCAGUCCUGAAGUAACUGGAACAAUCUUAAACGGACAUUAG
Messenger RNA from Dimorphilus gyrociliatus, 1132 nucleotides. The record is from the annotation of a GenBank genome assembly. Lineage: Eukaryota; Metazoa; Annelida; Polychaeta; Dinophilidae.